GCCAAACUCGUGAUGUCAUCAAUUGCAGUGCUCUCUUUUACUUCCGGUAGGGCAAAAUGGCUGCUCGUAAGAAGGUUACCAAGGCCCCCUCCCGUAUGAUCACCAAGGACAUUGGUGGUGAUAAAAAUGGCGGGAAAAGAACAGUUCGGAUCAACCGCAUGUCAAGGUACUACCCAACUGAGGACAGACCAAGAAAGUUGAGGACUACCAAGACUGCCUUCUCCUCUCACAAGCACACAAUCAGGCCCACCAUCACACCGGGAACUAUCCUGAUCAUUGUAGCUGGACGUCACAAGGGAAAGAGGGUUGUGUUUCUUAAACAGCUUUCCUCUGGCCUUCUUUUGGUAACAGGUCCCUUCCAUCUCAAUGGGUGCCCUCUGCGCAGAAUCAACGAGAUAUACGUGAUCGCAACAAAGACAAAGGUUGACAUCAGCGGUGUGAAACUGCCAGACAGACUGAAUGAUGCCUACUUUAAGAGACAAAAGCUCAGGCGCCCUAGACACACAGAGGGAGAAAUCUUCGAUACCAAGAAAGAGGUUUAUCAAGUCAGUGACGAGCGUAAAGAAGACCAGUUGAAUGUAGAUAAACAAGUCCUUGAUGUUAUCCGAAAGAACAAGGAGAAGAAAUUGCUGUUUGGUUACAUCGGUGCGAUGUUCUCUCUAGGGAACAAACAGUUUCCUCAUGAAAUGAUCUUCUAAAUUAUAUGUGUAAAGUUCUUCACGCCAGAUAAAGAAAUUACAAGAAGUA
Molecule: messenger RNA, 747 nt
Organism: Mizuhopecten yessoensis (Yesso scallop)
Lineage: Eukaryota; Metazoa; Mollusca; Bivalvia; Pectinida; Pectinidae
Product: 60S ribosomal protein L6-like
Exons: 6
Coding region: 57-698 (213 amino acids)
Biological process (GO): cytoplasmic translation; ribosomal large subunit assembly
Cellular component (GO): cytosolic large ribosomal subunit; ribosome
Molecular function (GO): structural constituent of ribosome; RNA binding
Source: RefSeq, a predicted model, not a curated record